AUGGUGUUACAUCAAUUGCCAGCGUCAAUAUCAUUAGAUUUUUCUCUUUCCACCUGGCAAUAUGGAUUCUGGAAUGAAGAAUUUCAUGUCUGUUCGGAAGAUUUUCUGAUAAAAAGUACGGUUAUAGGAAGCAGUGCGUUGGAAUGUGCACUGAUGUGUGCUACUUCGUACUCACCGUGUUCAUCUUUCAAUUUUUUACCCAAUGAAAAUGCUUGCCAACUUUUUCCAUACUUGUCGAAACAUUUCAGCGUUGGGGGCUCAAAUAAUAAAAAUUGUUUGUACUUUUAUAUGGUAAGUGACGAACCACUGAAAUAUGUAUUUAAAUUAAAUUUAGGAAAUUUGGCCAAUCUUGCCAUCAAGAGAACAACAUUUUCAAGUUCAGUUUAUCAAAAUCCAUUAUCUCCAACAAAUCAUGCAGUAGAUGGAAACAGAGGUGGUGUCCUUCUAACCGAUGGAUGUUUCCACAGUGAUUUACUUCCACCGAACUGGAUGGCAGUUGAUUUGUUGGAUGUCUACGCUGUCUAUUAUGUCAUGCUAGUCAGCCGAGCUGAUUGUUGUGGAGAAAGAUUAGAUAAUUACAAAGUUGGAUUGAACAGGAGCUUGGAACCUGUUGCCGUCAGAUGGAGCUACGAUAUUUGUGGGCUAUACCCCAAAAAGACAGAAGCUGCCUUCUGGUACAUAACUCUAUGCGAGAGUUAUUUGUAUGGACACAGAUAUCUCAUUGUGCAGUCAAAUGACACUCAAAUGUUGACUGUUUGCGAGUUGGAGGUUUAUGGGCAGUUGUUUGGCAUUUGA
Helobdella robusta is the source of this 795-nucleotide messenger RNA. RefSeq lists its product as hypothetical. The coding region runs from base 1 to 795 and encodes 264 amino acids. NCBI's taxonomy places the organism in Eukaryota, Metazoa, Annelida, Clitellata, Rhynchobdellida, Glossiphoniidae. The record is from RefSeq and is a predicted model, not a curated record. The transcript has 3 exons.